Molecule: messenger RNA, 1726 nt
Organism: Haliotis rubra (blacklip abalone)
Lineage: Eukaryota; Metazoa; Mollusca; Gastropoda; Lepetellida; Haliotidae
Product: ankyrin repeat domain-containing protein 17-like
Exons: 3
Coding region: 140-1726 (528 amino acids)
Molecular function (GO): protein binding
Source: RefSeq, a predicted model, not a curated record
UCUGCACCGAAUGGUUGCAGAUGAAUGUCAGAACUACAUGAUCUAAAGGAACGUAUAACUGUUUGGCGACUGAAACAUUAAGUCCAAGUCUUGGAGUCCGGCCGUGGAAGGUUUUGGGGAUCCUGGUUGAGUUGCAAAAAUGGCUUCUCCUCGAGAUGCAUCACGUGAUGAUACUGCCCUCCAUGAUGCCUGCAGGCUGGGAAAAUUCGACAAGGUGAGACAACUCCUGUUUGAGGGUCGAGUUGACAUCAACAGCAGGCACCGCGGGAGAACACCUGUACUGAAGGCAGCCUACAAGGGCCACAGAGACGUGCUGGACCUACUGAUCAGUAAAGGAUGUGACGUGUCACUGCCAGAUGACGACGGUAACAACAUCCUUCACGUGGCCUGUAUGGGUGGGCAUGUGAAGAUAGUGAAGCAUGUCAUUAAGAAUGACUUCGUGAGCAUCAACAGUAGAGGACAUUGCGGGAGAACACCAUUGAUGCUUGCAGCAAAGAAUGGGCAUAAAGAGGUCUUUGAUCUCCUUCUGAGUAAAGGAUGCGAUGUGUCACUAGUGGAUGGUGACGGCAACAACAUCCUUCAUCUGGCUUGUAUUGGGCAGCAUAUGACGAUAGUGAAGGAUAUCCUCUCACACGACAUCAUCGACGUCAACAGUAGAGAACAGAGUGGACGGACGCCGCUGAUGUUGGCUGCAACGAAGGGACAUCACGAGGUGUUUGAUUUGCUUGUCAACAAAGGAGCCGUUAUGGCACUAGUGGAUGACGACGGUAACAAUAUACUUCACCUUGCCAGUUUUGGAAGAAACGUGAAGAUUGUCAAUUUCGUUGUCUCUAAGAACAUAGUGGACGUGAACAGCAGGGGAGAGCACGGGAGGACGCCCCUGAUGUUGGCGGCAAUGAGGGGACACAGAGAUGUCCUUGACCUUCUUGUCCUUAACUAUGAACUGUUCUGUAACCCCCAACCCCCAUUUGCCAAGCCCUCAACCCCCAAACCCCAUCCCCCAACCCCAUCCCUGACCUCAACCUCCAUCCCCAUCCUCCAAACCCCAACCUCCAUCCCCCCACUCCCCAACCUCCAACCUCCAUCCCUGAACCUCCAUCCUCCAUCCCCAACCCCAACCUCCAACCCCCAACCUCCAUCCUCCAACCCCAACCUCCAUCCUCCAUCCCCCAACCUCCUCCGUCCCCAACCUCUCCAAUCCUCCAUCCUCCAUCCCCCAACCUCCAUCCUCCAUCCCCAACCUCCAACCCCCAACCUCCAUCCUCCAACCCCCAACCUCCAUCCCCCAACCUCCAUCCUCCAUCCCCCAACCUCCAACCCCAACCUCCAACCUCCAUCCUCCAUCCUCCAACCUCCAACCUCCAACCCCCAACCUCCAUCCUCCAACCUCCAACCCCCAACCUCCAACCCCCUGACCUCCAUCCUCCAUCCCCCAACCUCCAUCCCCCCAACCUCCAUCCCCCAACCUCCAACCCCAAACCUCCAACCUCCAACCUCCAACCUCCAUCCCCAACCUCCAUCCUCCAACCUCCAACCUCCAACCUCCAUCCCCCCAACCUCCACCCCAUCCUCCAACCCCCAACCAUCAACCACCAACCUCCAACCACCAACCUCCAACCUCCAUCCCCCAACCUCCAUCCCCAACCUCCAUCCCCAACCCCAAUCCUCCAACCCCCAACCUCCAACCUCCAACCUCCAUCCCCAAGCCCCAACCUCCAUCCCCUAA